UUGGAUUGGAAAUACGACCGCGGAGAAGAGACUGUCAAACGAAAUAUAUUCUGCUAAACUAUCUAGCCAGACGUUAAUGGGUACUGGUUUAUAUGUCAAAUGAGGGAAAAGCUUAGCAUGUCACAACAUAAAUCAAGGCUUCAAGAAUCAUUUUUUCGUGGAUCAUGUCGAGUUUCAUUCAAGGGAAAGUCUGAGGCAGAUCUGACAUCCUCUGGUGUGACGAAGAAGAGCUGUGAUAUCAUUGGCCAGAGGGAAUGGCCCCAGCCCUAACCAAGCUCUCCAAAGACGCCCACGGAAUCCACCUGGCGACCACUCUCGCCUCCAGCAACAUGGAUGCAAAUGGGGCAAUGCUCAACAUCGAGUGUGAUCCUAAGUUGAAACUGAUGGAGGACAGCUAUGCUCAGAGGGUGUGGCUCAACCUCUCCUCUCUGCCCUUUCUGGACACCUUUUGCUCUGGCACGAGUCCCCUUGAGUUUUCAGAGUCGCUCCUGUCCCCUCUGCUACAGGCCUCGGCUGGACAGUACAACACGGUGCUUCUCUCCAGCCCUGGUUCCCUGUGCAACCUCCUGUUCCUCAACAAAAACCUGAAGAACUCCCUGGCGGCCUGUCCAGGUGCACAAGACAUGUAUUUUGUUCCCGUCACUGAACACAAUAGCCAAGGUGUGGUUCAGCAGCAGCAGUGUCAGCACAGUGGCCAUGGACCAGAUGGCUAUGAUAUCCCCCAGUCCACUACAAAACACUGCCAGGGGGAUCGCAUGUCCCAGGACAACCCUGCUGUCCCCACACCCGCCAUAGCGAGACAGGGGGAGGGGGGCUCCAUCAGCACAGACACAGACACAGCUCUAGCCCAGCCAUGGGCCAGGGGGAAUAGGAGCCAGGGCCAGGAGCAGCCUGUGACUGCAAUGGUGGAGGAGGCAGUGAGCGAGCAGACCCGGUGGCACCUCUCCCAUCAAGCAGCCCUGUUAGGACAGGCUGGGCGGAUCCAGAGGAGGCUCCAGGCUCUGCUAGGGGACCACAUCUAUCGUCACUGCAGCCUCCAGCUGGAGGGUCUAAAAGAGAGGCAGGGCAGGGAAACCCUGGGUCCCCCCUCACCCCCAGCUGACACCAAACCCUUUGAUCCAGCCAUGGGGCAGAGACCGACAGGUACACAGAGCCACAGGACCCAGGGGCCUGCCCUACUGCAAACCUCCUCAGUCCCAUCCCCUUCUAAAGACAUCCAGGAGUUUGCCAGCUAUGCCCAGGCUGUGCUGCGUACGGUGCAGGAGGCUGUGGACUCUGAUGUCACAGAGAGCAGCUCAGAUGAAGAGUUGGAGCCUGAGCAGAAAUGGGGGACCAGGUCUCGACCAGUUAGGCAUGGGUGUGAGUGGAGGUGGCAGAAGGAGAGGGCGGAGGUGGGCAGCAGGUGGACCUGGCUACAGCUGCGUGUGGCAGAGCUUGAGGGACUCAUCCAACAGCUGGGGGACUUGCACAAACAGAUCACCUUCACCAAGGGGGGUGUGGUCUUGGCAGAGUCGCAGCCGUUGACGGACAGGCAGAUCCAGCAGACGUUACUAACUGAGACAGCAGGGCUGUCGUUCAGGGCGGGGGGGAGCGCUAGAGACCCUCCCUCCGACAUGGAGAACGAACCCAGCAGCCCCACUCGCCUCCUCAGGAACAUACAGAGACAGAGUGCCCAACUGAGCCAGAUCGUCAACAGCCUGAUGCCUCCUCUGAACCUCUCUCCCUCCUCCUCUCCCAUCUCUAAAGACUCCUGGAGGUGGAAAGGACAGACCAAGAGAGCCUUCAGCAGUGGUCUGCUCCUGGGAGGAUAUGACCCCUUCUCCCAGAAGGGACCCAAGAGGAGGAGAGUGAACCGCAGGAGACAACACUUCCUCCAAGUGGAUGCUACCUGUGUCUCAGCCCGCACCCGACCCUUGGUGACCUAUCACAAACCUCGACUCUUCAUUAACACCAGCCACAGACAGCAGGACCCAGCCUCCCUCUCCUCCUCCCUCUGUCCCACCUGUGUCUCCUGUGACUCCCUGGCCCUGUGUUCUGACCCAGCUUGUUCCUCCGGCAGCACCCUGACCUCCAGGACCAGUCGCUUUAGGACACACCCUGUUCUCUCUCUCCCCUCAGAUAGCCUUCUGUCCCACCACCUCCAGAACUCUGCCCUGCUCAGAGAGGACUGGGUCCAGCGACCUCUACUACCGGUCAAGACAGAGUCCAGUCAUGUCUACUACCACCAGAGCUAUAGGGACAGGGGACACACUUCUCCAUCAGGGUUCAGUUGCAGCCACAGCCACAUGCAGCAUGGGAGGAACCGGAGGGGAGUGGCCAGGGGCGUGUCACCUGUCAGAUGGGCGGGUUCCGCUCAGACCCCACACAGGAAGGCCUAUCGCGGGGGGAGGAAGAAGAGACACACCCACAGGACCAUAGAAGAUGAAGAGGACCUCUUGUCUCAGCUGUCAGACCCUGAGAACAGUCCAGAGGAGAGCCUGGAGGAUGCCGUUACACCCCAGACCUCACACACACAUAAACAGGGCCCAAUCCGCAGACGUCAGGGAGAGAGUGUUUACAACAUUGACAACAUCGUCAUCCCCAUGGCCCUGGCUGCCACUACCAAGGUGGAGAAACUCCAGUACAAAGACAUUAUAACACCAAGCUGGAGAGUGGUUGAUAACGCACCCCUGGAAGAGAGAGAGAGACAGGAAGAGGAGGAGGAAGAGGAGCUGCUGUGUGACGAGACCUUUUCCCAGAGGCAUCUGGGGUGCGAAAAGAGAGAGAAACUCUGCUGGACCUCCUGGGAUAAGAGCAGAUGCUACAGACGCACCACCAGGUCUGGCAGUAGGAACGAUGGAGCAGGUGUUUCUGAAUGGGACUGCGCUGUCAGGGGUGACACCAGAGGUGACACCAGAGGUGACAUGAGCACUCACGUGGACUGGAGCUGCAGUCAUCUGGACACGGACACAGACAGAGCCUUAGAGGAGUGGGUGCCUCGACUCCCGUGGGACAGUCGUGUGUUCCCGCUGUGUGAGGAUGAGGCUCUAAGGUGUCAUGAAGAGGAGCAGGAGGAGCCUCGCUGGGAGGAGAGAGAGAAAGCAGAUUCCACUAGCAGCACAGAUGACAGCAGCAGCUCUGUCCAGUCACCCCCAUCCUCAGCCCUGUCUUCAGCCCUGUCCCUGUCCAGUACAACGGCACCACCUGCUGGAUACUAUGAGAACAGCACCCUAACAGCAGACAGCAGUCACCUGAAAUGACUUGGCUUUACCAUGGCACAGAUCGCUUCAGGAGUUUAGGGGACCCAAAGGGACAAAGAUACAAGAGGAGGCCUGAACUCCCUGGAGUAGAUGUCACACAUAAUGUGUACCUCAUUUUAACGUACACAUUAUAUUUAAUUACACACUAUAUUUCCUAAACACAGUGAUGUUUUAUUUGGGUUCAAAUGUUUUGGAGGAGUGUUUUUUUUUAUUUAAAACAUUGUGAUUAGUUUUAAUGCUUUCAGUUUAUAUGCUGUAUUUUAAGGUAUUGGUUGGGAUUGUGUUGGAUAUUCAACAUAUACACAUUUAACAUUUUUAAAAGUUACCCUGACCUGCAUUCAUAUUGAAGAUCUGUGUACUAGUGCACAAUCGAUCGUAACCUUGGCUGACAAUGUACCACAGUAUGUAAAUAGUUGUUGCCUGAUAUUUAUUUUAUGUUUCAAGAUGUGUCUGAAAAUGCAGUCUUAAAAUAUAUAUAUAUAUAAAUAUAUGUGUACGUACAUAUUUUUAGAUUUUCACCAGUUUAUUUCUUGGUUAGCAGAUAAUUUUUUUAAUACGAUUUUUAUACAGACCAAACAGUUUAAGUUGUUUUGUUGGUGUACUGCUUGUCUCAGCUUGACAGCGGUGUCAUCUCUGUUGAUGACAUUAAAAUCAUUCAGGCCACUGUUGUUUGGCUAUUGUUAUCACAUUAUUAAGGACAAAACAGACUGCUGAAAAACGGUUAAAAGCAGCGGGGGGUUGUCUUAUCGCAACUGACCACAGAACAUCGGACGCCAGUUUCUGUUCAUGUCCCGACGAUUCUACAUAGCAGGUGAACUUCUGUGCUGGCAGAGGUUCGUUAAGGUGUCUUCUCCUGUAUUACUGUAUUGAGCCAUCAAAACAGUUACUGUGUAAUGACUGUUUUACCCAUGCUCAACAAAGUGUGGCACUAUUGUCUUUGAUAAACACAAUAAUUUAGUGGGACACAAAACUGUUUAGCUAGAGGCCUUAAAAGUAGUUUGUGACUAUACCAUUUUAUCCUUCAGUAGCAUCAUCAGGGGGUGCGUCCCAAAUGUCACCCUAUUCUCUAGAGCGCUACUUUCGACCAGGGCCCAUAUGGCGCUGGUCAAAAGUAGUGCACUAUGUAGGGAAUAGGGUGCCAUUUGGAAGGCUAAUUGCAGGCAAGUAGUGCUCAAUGUUAUAAGCUCCAACUGAGGCAGGAUUGGAGAACAACGGACGAGGAGAAGGGAGGGUUGUAUCUGAGAUUCCUUUUCCCCUCCUUCAUUAUACCAGACUUGAAAUCGAGAGGAGCCAUUGCCCUUAUACCUUCCUUGAAGUGUGCUUAAAGGGGCAGUGCAGUUAAAAAUGUGAUUUUCCAUUUUUAUGAUUAUUUUGUACAUAUAAGGUUGAAAUAACACUGCAUUUGUGGAAAUGAUGACAAUGCACGUUUUGUGUAAGAGCUGUUUGAUUAUUUGUGUUGCCUGUGCUACAGAUGGCUAUAUUGGUCUGCUAAUACAGGAGUAGUAAAGGCCCAGUGCUAUACAUUUUUGGAAUGUUUUUUCUCC
Coregonus clupeaformis (lake whitefish) is the source of this 4783-nucleotide messenger RNA. RefSeq names its product KAT8 regulatory NSL complex subunit 1-like protein. Gene Ontology annotation, cellular component: NSL complex. The transcript is spliced from 15 exons. Gene Ontology annotation, molecular function: histone acetyltransferase binding. Bases 255 to 3239 code for a protein of 994 amino acids. The record is from RefSeq and is a predicted model, not a curated record. NCBI's taxonomy places the organism in Eukaryota, Metazoa, Chordata, Actinopteri, Salmoniformes, Salmonidae.